Empidonax traillii (willow flycatcher) is the source of this 1175-nucleotide messenger RNA. RefSeq names its product B-cell differentiation antigen CD72-like. Lineage: Eukaryota; Metazoa; Chordata; Aves; Passeriformes; Tyrannidae. The coding region runs from base 47 to 982 and encodes 311 amino acids. Gene Ontology annotation, cellular component: plasma membrane. The transcript has 6 exons. Gene Ontology annotation, molecular function: transmembrane signaling receptor activity. The record is from RefSeq and is a predicted model, not a curated record.
CUCUGCAGCAGAGCAGCACCCUCAGGGCUUUCGGGGAAGCCUGGGCAUGGCCCAGAAUGUGGUCUAUGCUGACCUGAAGUUUGCUGAGGGGUCCCCAUCCAUGGUCCCCAACGAGGACGACAGCCCCUAUGAGAACGUGCUGCCAGGGCCAGUGAUGGCAGCGCCCAGCCCAGGGCACUCGCCCCGGCGAUGGCACAUCCCCAAAGCUCUGCUGCCAGCCAGCCUGGUCCUGCUCCUGCUGCUGAUGGUGACCAUCGUGGCCCUGGGGGCUUGCUACUGGCAGGUCACCCGUAGCCUGCAGGACGCCUCCCGUGACCAUGCAGCCGAGCAGGGCCGCCUGUCACAGGAGCUGAGCGCUCGGGAGCAGAGCCUGGAGCAGGCACAGCUGGAGCUGGCGUGGGCCAGAGCAGAGCUGCAGCGAGCAUGGCAUGAGGGCAACAUCAGCCAGCAGGAGCUGGAGAGCCAGAACACCGAGCUGGAGCACGUCAGGGGAGUCCUGGUCAAGGUGGAGAAGGAGAUGCAGGAGGUGCAGGGGAAGCUCAACAACAGCGAGCGCACUGUGCGCAGCCUGUACGCCUGUGUGAAUACAGAAUGCUGCCCCUCAGGCUGGGUGCUCUACAGGAGCAAGUGUCUCUUCAUCUCUGUGCAGAAGUUGAACUGGCAGGACAGCAUAAAUGACUGCAAACAGAAAUCCGCUCAACUGCUGAUCCCAGAUGGCUGGUCACGACUGACAGUGCCGCAUUUUGUGCAGGAGUCUGACGAACAGUACUGGAUUGGACCAAGCACUUUUUAUGGCACAAAGACGGCUUCUAAAUGGCAGGACAGCAGUCAAACUUUGAGAGCAUUCUGCACGGCAAUAGAAAAUGGAAAAAUCACAUUUCCGUCAUCAUGCUCAUGGCGUCGCUUUAAUUGGAUCUGUGAGAAAUCCCCAAAGCUGAGCAGCACAUCUGAGACCCAACCUCCUCUCCUGGCCAAGGUCUGACUGCUGACACUCUACUCCAUCUCUGGACUUGGGGACAGGAGCUGGAGGUGCACCCCGAGACUCUGUCCCUUGUGCACACAUUGCCUCAACUGUGUUACAAAGCGCUGGGAAAGAGGGUCUGUAUUUUAAAGGCUGGAAAAGAGACCUUAUUCCACUCUCUCACACUCAUGUAUACACCUAUUACACCACCUUG